Populus nigra (black poplar) is the source of this 1044-nucleotide messenger RNA. RefSeq names its product photosystem II 10 kDa polypeptide, chloroplastic-like. Gene Ontology annotation, cellular component: photosystem II oxygen evolving complex; thylakoid membrane; photosystem II. Gene Ontology annotation, biological process: photosynthesis. The record is from RefSeq and is a predicted model, not a curated record. The coding region runs from base 461 to 886 and encodes 141 amino acids. Lineage: Eukaryota; Viridiplantae; Streptophyta; Magnoliopsida; Malpighiales; Salicaceae. The transcript has 5 exons.
UGCUGUCGUGAUAGUGGUUGUGAUGGAGGCAGUGAUGAUGCCUUGAUUUAGCUGACAGGUCCUGCUAUAAUAUUCGAAGAGUAUAUUCUCAUUCUGGGAUACUACACCAUACAAUAUAUUCUUAAAUACAGUAACAUGGAAGAUGGUAGAUAAUCUCUGAAUAUUGAUCCAUUCUAAGCCAAUGGUCCUACUCCAGCAGUCCUGUAAUCAGGUGGGGCAGAGGAUUUGAACUCCUAGACCACCUAAUUUGCAGCACCUGGCCAUCUUGAUAAUGUUAGCAAUAUCAUAUCCAGAUUUCAUCCACAUAAGCAAUGCCAGGUGGGAACAUACACGAUAAUGAUCAUGCUAUCACUUCAAUAUCCAGGAAGUAAGUAUUUUAUUGGAAACAGACCAGCAAGUUGGAGAGCACAAGAAGCAGGCAGAGAGGAGAUUAAGCAAAGUAAAACACUAGUAAUUAAUUAUGGCAACCAGCUCGGUUAUGGCUUCAUCAAUCAGCCUGAAACCAGCUCCUUUUACAGUCAAGAAACCUUCUUCAGUGAGAGGGCUCCCGACUCUUGCAAGGAGAUCAUCUUUCAAAGUUGAGGCUAGUCGUAUGAGGAAGACCAAGACUGAUCAGCCCUAUGGAAUCAAUGGUGGCAUGGACUUGAGGGAAGGGGUUGAUGCCUCUGGGAGGAAGGGCAAGGGAAAGGGAGUGUACCAAUUUGUCGACAAAUAUGGUGCUAAUGUUGAUGGAUACAGUCCUAUUUACAACACUAAUGAUUGGUCUCCAAGUGGUGAUGUUUAUGUUGGGGGUACUACUGGCUUGCUAAUCUGGGCUGUUACCCUAGCUGGCCUUCUUGCUGGGGGAGCCCUUCUUGUUUACAGUACAAGUGCUUUGGCACAGUAGAGUUCUGCUGCACUGAUUUGCCUAUCCCAAGUUCCUAAGAACAGUUUCUAGCAGCAGCAGCAAUAACAGUAAUAAUAAUAAUAAUAAUAAUGUGCUGCUCCAAUUUAUGUAAUCAGUUCCCUCUUCAAUUAACCAGUACUAAUAUUUUUUUUUUCAAA